Lutzomyia longipalpis is the source of this 689-nucleotide messenger RNA. Its product is annotated as peptidyl-prolyl cis-trans isomerase-like 3. Gene Ontology annotation, molecular function: peptidyl-prolyl cis-trans isomerase activity. Gene Ontology annotation, cellular component: catalytic step 2 spliceosome. The transcript has 2 exons. Bases 89 to 574 code for a protein of 161 amino acids. The record is from RefSeq and is a predicted model, not a curated record. NCBI's taxonomy places the organism in Eukaryota, Metazoa, Arthropoda, Insecta, Diptera, Psychodidae. Gene Ontology annotation, biological process: protein peptidyl-prolyl isomerization; protein folding.
UUUCGGCUAAAUCCGUAAAAAACCCCGAAAACGUUUGUUUUGAAUUAUACUUUUUUGAGGUUAGAAAAAGUUAAACUUGUUUACAAACAUGUCUGUAACGCUGCACACGGAUCUGGGUGAUAUUAAACUGGAACUCUUUGUGGAGGACUGCCCGAAAACAUGUGAGAACUUCCUGGCACUGUGUGCGAGUGAUUACUACAACGGGAGCAUCUUUCAUCGCAACAUAAAGGGCUUCAUCGUUCAAACGGGGGACCCCACGGGUACGGGGAAAGGUGGAGAGUCCAUCUACGGGGGGAAGUUUGAAGAUGAACUUCGUGAGAGCCUCAAGCACAAUGAACGCGGGAUGGUUUCAAUGGCAAAUUCCGGUCCGGGAACGAAUGCCAGCCAAUUCUUCUUCACCUACGCCGCUCAUCCGCAUCUUGAUCUCAAGUACACCCUCUUUGCCAAGGUGAUUGAUGGGUUUGAGGUGCUCGAUGAGCUUGAGAAGCUCCCCGUGAAUCCCAAAACCUACCGGCCAAUGAUUGAGAAGCGCAUAAACACCGUCACGAUUCAUGCAAAUCCUCUGGCAGGAUGACCAAGAGUUGAACAACCCCCACCGAAGCCUCAUUGAAGAACUUAUUUAAUGUUUUUUAAAUUAUUUUUUGUAAUAAAAAUAAUAUUUUUGGAUAAAAUUUAUUUACAUUCACAAA